Molecule: messenger RNA, 2328 nt
Organism: Lagopus leucura (white-tailed ptarmigan)
Lineage: Eukaryota; Metazoa; Chordata; Aves; Galliformes; Phasianidae
Gene: F2RL2
Product: coagulation factor II thrombin receptor like 2
Exons: 2
Coding region: 192-1328 (378 amino acids)
Biological process (GO): thrombin-activated receptor signaling pathway; phospholipase C-activating G protein-coupled receptor signaling pathway; blood coagulation
Cellular component (GO): membrane
Molecular function (GO): thrombin-activated receptor activity
Source: RefSeq, a predicted model, not a curated record
CUCUUGCUGUAGUAGACAAAGAACAAACUAGCUCCUUGCCAUAAAUCUCAUGCCUACAGGAUGCUACGGGAGAACAGAUCAAUUGUGCCUUAGUGCCUUACAGACGGAAGAAAAUCCCCUCCCAACACCACUGAGAUGAACUAAAACUGUGUUGCCUUUUUUUUUUUUGUAUCUGGAUUUAGCAAACUACAAUGAAGAUUCUGGUUUUCACUGGACUGCUCUCUCUAACAUCAACUUUUACGACAGAGUCUUCACUGAAUGAUUCUGCAGUUAAAACUGUGUCUCUUAUCAAGACUUUCCGUGGAAUUUUACCAAGAGACUAUGAUUACAUCCCACCUCAUGCUAUAGAAGGGGAGACAAAGACAAUCCAUAUCAAGGAAAACGAAAGUUCUGUGAAGAAAUAUAAUGACUCCACUUUAACAGAAGUGAACAACACCACAUUGGAAUACCUGACUAGUUCUCUGAGCACCAAGUUAAUACCCACUGUCUACCUCAGUGCUGUUUUACUGGGUGUACCAUCUAAUGCCAUCAUUUUGUGGAUGCUGCUCUUCAGAAUCAGGUCUGUGUGCACUGCCAUCCUCUACACAAACUUGGCUGUUUCAGAUUUGCUCUUCUGCAUCAUGCUGCCAUUCAAAGUAGCAUACCAUAUCAACAAGAACAACUGGAUUUUUGGAGAAAUUAUGUGUCGAACUACAACUGUGGUAUUUUAUGGCAAUAUGUACUGCUCCAUUCUGCUGCUCACGUGCAUUAGUGUCAGUCGCUAUGUGGCCAUCGUUCACCCUUUCACCUACAAGAGCCUGCCAAAACGCACCUAUGCCAUUGCCGUCUGUGCCACUGUGUGGACCAUCGUCUUUUUGUACAUGCUCCCACUCUGCAUAAUGCAGCAAACCUAUUACGUGAAACAACUGGGCAUUUACACCUGCCAUGAUGUGCACAGUGCCUGCAAAACUGUAUCUUCCUUCCAGUUCUACUACUAUGUUUCUUUAGCUAUCUUUGGAUUCUUAAUGCCUCUUGCAAUCAUCAUUUUCUGCUAUGUUUCGAUUAUUCGAACACUCAAGACUCACGAGUGGUUCUGGUAUGUGAAAGUCAGUCUUUUGAUUCUUACCAUCUUUGCUAUUUGCUUUGUACCAAGCAAUAUUAUUCUUAUUAUCCAUCAUAUCAACUAUUACUACUACAACACAGAUAAUUUGUAUUCUUUUUAUCUGAUAGCUUUAUGCCUUAGCAGCUUAAACAGUUGUCUUGAUCCUUUCCUUUAUUUUCUAAUGUCAAAAAUACGAAGUCAAUCCAAUAUAUACCUAACAAUGGUUAAAAUAACCAGGGAAAUGUGAAUUUUAUUCUAUAUUUAUAUUAUUGGAAUUAUGAUUUUGUAUAGUACUAACCCAGGUAACAAUAAACCUCAGAUUUGACAAUUAAAUCUUAAAAAAAAAAAAAAAAAAAAAAAAUUCUAAGGUUGUUAAAUCAUGACCUCAGUGAAAUUUACUUCUUCCAAACCCCACACAAGAGGCGUCAUCAAACAUACUUCUCUGUUUUGUUCUGUGUGCUACAAAGUCAGGUGAACCUACCUAGAUUGAGGGAAGCAGCUGAGAACUUCCUUCUGAGAAGAUCAAACAUAUGGUCACACUAUAAUAUCAGUGACCACAGAACAAGAGAGGAAUCCAUCCAGCACUUUUAAGGCCCAUUCUUGACUUGGAAACACUUUAUAUGUUCUUUGUGCCCACAAUCACUGCAGGACUAAUGUGAAUGUGAGGUUUUGAUACAUUGGGAAUAGGAACAAGUGGAAGCACUAGCUGUUCAUGAGCUACAACGCAUUAUGGCCCACAACUACGAGCAGAUUCUGCCCUAGGUAUUAGAAAUAAAGAGUUGCAGUCCCAUUAGUUUGGAAGUGCAGCAAAAUCUACAGCCUUAAAAACAGAACUUGACAUGCUUCCAAGAAAGUAUCUCUUCUGAGGCUGCUUAACCAGCUUUGCUCUGGAGACUUGUUCUUCCACUAUGUCAGCACCCGUGCUCCUACAACCCUCAAGGACUGCUGAAAGCUAAACCUUAUCACUGUGAAUCCAGGCAUGCUUUAUUCUUGCUUGGUAAGCAAAAAAGGAAAACUAUUUUGACGUAUCCUCUAUAUUUCCACAUCCUCACAGGAAAUGAUUAGUGUAACAAGAACUGAAGCAAGUUUUGAUUAAUUGCCCGUGCUAGUAAAGUAAAUGGUUGUCUUUACAUUCAUGGAAGCUCAAGAUCUACAAAUGCAGAAUAUAAAAUCCUACAAAAUAAGCUCAGUGAUUGGUUGACACCUGUAACUAACUGUGUAAAACAAAUAAAAAGUACUUGAUGAUA